AUGACCACAAAGCAAUGGCCGCGCCUCAUCCGCGACUAUGGCCAGCAAAGCCGCUGGCGAGAUGCAGUGAAUUUGCUUCUGGACCUGGAAGCGCCAGACGUCUUCGCAUACUCAGCAGCCAUUGGUGCCGUGGGGCGCGCCAAGCAAUGGCUCUGUGCAGUGGCGCUUUUGCAGGACCUGAGGCAGUAUGGGCUUUUGCCGGAUGCCUUUAUUUGGAGCGGCCUGCUGUCUGCCUGUGAGCGCGGGAGACAAUGGACGGCCAGCUUGGCUCUCUACCACUCCGCAGGGCGCGGGCUCAACGCAGUGGUGGCCAACAGCGCCUUGGGGGGCCUGUCAGCCUGCGGCCAGUGGCUGGGCACCCUGGACAUGUUCCAGAGCCUCGCUGCCGCGCGGGAAAUGAUGGAACUGGGCAAGCACCUUUUCAUCUGA
This is a messenger RNA of Effrenium voratum, 429 nucleotides long. The record is from the annotation of a GenBank genome assembly. Lineage: Eukaryota; Dinophyceae; Suessiales; Symbiodiniaceae.